This is a messenger RNA of Neoarius graeffei (lesser salmon catfish), 3869 nucleotides long. Its product is annotated as spindlin-W. The record is from RefSeq and is a predicted model, not a curated record. Bases 97 to 804 code for a protein of 235 amino acids. NCBI's taxonomy places the organism in Eukaryota, Metazoa, Chordata, Actinopteri, Siluriformes, Ariidae. Gene Ontology annotation, biological process: gamete generation. The transcript is spliced from 5 exons.
CUGGCACCGUUUUGACGUCGCGACGUCUAUGAGGCAGACAAUUUUCUGCAGAGGGACGACAUGAACAUAAAGGCCAGCAGUUGUUGAACUGAAAACAUGUCCAAGAAAAGGGGCAGGAAACGCAGCAGUGGAGAACUGAACGACUCGCUCUCCCCCGACCCCAACAGCCUACUGGGUAAGAGGAUCCAGCACAGCUGGAGGGAGAAGGGCGCGCUCACUAAAUGGAAAGGCACGGUGCUGGACCGGCUCAGCGUCAACCCGUCACUCUUCAUGGUCAAAUACGAUGGCUUUGACUGUGUCUACGGCAUCGAGCUGUUCAAAGACGAGCGUGUGUCCAACCUGCAGGUGCUCACUGAGAAAAUUGUGAACAAUAAGAUAAAGGUGCCUCAUGACCCGGAGGAGCUGGUGGGGAAAGCAGUGGAGCAUCUGUUUGAGAAAGAGGACGGAGAAAAGAACGAGUGGAGAGGGAUGGUGCUGUCUCGUGCCCCCAUCAUGACUAACUGGUAUUACAUCACCUAUGAGAAGGACCCAGUGCUGUACAUGUACCAGCUGUGGGACGACUACAAGGAAGGCGACCUUCGCAUUUUACCUGAAGCAGAGAACAAGCACCUGCUGCCUGCUGACAGGAAGCCUGGCGAGGAGACCGAGAGCCUUGUGGGUAAGCAGGUUGAAUAUGUUACUGACAAAGGAGUGAAGAGAACCGGGCUGGUCAUCUACCAAGUCCCUGCCAAGCCCUCCGUCUACUACAUCAAAUACGACGACGAUUUCCACAUUCACGUCUACGACCUGGUCAAGACCACCUAAAAUAACAAGAACGCAGCAUACGAAGACAAAACUCACCAUCACCUCUCCAUAGCGUAAUCUCGUCGCCUCUCAUUGUACUCUCUCUCCACUGUGUGCUGCUGUGGAGGGGUAGAAUGGUACAGAUGUUUGUGGUUUUGUUCAUUCGCGUGUGUCAUAUUCGUGGACGUCACGUCAUCGACGCAAGAUUAGAGAACAAAGCUUGAAAGCCUCAAUGAGGGAUUUUUUGCGCUGGGUUGUCGAGUUGUCUUCUAGCGGGUCUUGGGGUGAAAAGGAAGGCAGUUAGAGCAAUUCCUGAUUGGGGCUUAAACAGUUUAAAACGGGGAAGCAGGUGUAUCUUGAGAUAUACAGUGUAUUUAUUGACAUUUAAUUAUUUUUACAACAUUUUCGUGAUAGUCAUGAGCCGUAUAAAGACCGACCACAGUUUUUGACAAGACAGAAUAGUCAGAGUAAUGAAGAAUACUUCCAGAAUGAGGCUUUUGUAUAAAAAAAGAAAGGAAAAAAAAGUCAAGGCGACUAUUUAUUUUUUGCUUCCUGUUAUUCUUGCAAAAGUUUUCAGUUACAGUUCAUUAACUACUGUGAAUGUAGCUCUUUUCAGUUGAAUUGCAGUUUUUUGUAAUCUUCCACUAAAAAUGAGCCUGAAUCCAAGAUGGCUGCGCUUCCCAUAAAAGCUUCCCAUAAGAGCAGUAAAAAUGCUGUCUGGACACAUUCUUUGGAGAAAUUAGAGUUAAAAGACUGAAAUCAAGGCUUGGUGUGAUUAUUUGAAUUCACUCUACGUGUAAUUUAAGUUUUGUUUUUUGUUUUUUUAAAUUUAAAGUUUGUAAAGUUUUUCUGAAGAAUAUAUGAGCUUAUUUCCCCAGUGAAAUAAUUCCAGAUUCAUUUGUACUUUGUUUUUUGAGAGGCGUAAAAUAUUCAGCACGCAAAAUUGUCUAUAUUAUGUUGUCAGAAUAUAUGUGUAUAUAUAAUAUACACAUAAGGAGGCUCUUUUGUUGUUUUCAUGCCUCCUGAUCGACAGGAUUUUAAUGCUUUUUUUUUUUUUUUUUAAAUGGCUCUACAUUAAAAAUUGAGGUUUUAUUAAAGUAUAUUGUUUAAUUCAUCCAGUGAUUACUGCGUAACCAUAUAACAUUUAAAUUGUAAACUUAAUGUUCUCUGUAGUCGGGUGGGAUCAUAAUGGGGCUGUCUACCUCAGUGUCCCCACUUUAAUUUGACGUUUAAUUUAAAACAAAUCUAUCCAGCAGGCUGGAUCUUCAGGAAGAAACUAUCAGACUGAAAAAUCAUGCUGAAAUUAAAAUGAAUUGACAGGAUGUAUCGGGGGUAACUAUAUGAUGUACUAUAAUGAGUUAAUCUCGAAUAGUUGUCUUGAUUCGAAUGGCGCGUUUUACUUUUUCUCAACACGGCGGAUCCGAAUAUAACACAUUGGGAUAGAAACAUGAUAAAGGAAAAAGCUGAAGAAGUACUAUUGUACGCAUCAGCUCUGACUAGUCGUAUUUUAUGUGGGUCAUUCGGAAUAUUGGACUUAACAACGAAGUUACAAUGUCACAUUUCAUUAAAGAUUAACCAAGAAUCUGCCAAACCAGCAUCACGUAGUUGUGAUGCUGCUUUUGCACAGUGUCUUGCAAAAGUACGUAUUCAUCCCCCUUGGUGUUUGUCCUGUUUUGUCGCAUUACAAGCUGAAAUUAAAAUGGAUUUUUGGAGGGUUAGCACCAUUUGAUUUACACAACAUGCCUACAGUUUUAAAGGUGCAAAUUGUUGUUUUAUUGUAACACAGACAAUAAUUAAGAUGAAAAAACAGAAACCUGGAGUUAAAAGGUAUUCACCCCUUUUCGUAUGAAGCCCCUAAAUAAGAGCUGGUCCAACCAAUUCACUUCAUAAGUCACAUAAUUAGUUGGUUAAGAUCCACCUGUGUGCAGUCAGUGUCGCAUGAUCUGUCACAUGAUGUCUGUAUAAACCAGCCUGUUCUGGAAGGACCCUGACUCUGCAACACUACUAAGCAAGCAACAUGAAAACCAAGGAGCCUCCAAACAGGUCAAAGACAAAGUUGUGGAGAAGGUUGGGUUAUAAAAAAUAUCCCAAACUUUGAAUAUCCCAGGGAGCACCAUUAAAUCCAUUAUAGCAAAGUGGAAAGAAUAUGGAACCGCUACAAACCGGACAAGAGACGGCCGCCCACCAAAACUCUCAGACCGGACAAGGAGGGCAUUAAUCAGUGAUGCAACAAAGACAUCAAAGAUGAUACUGAAAGAGCUGCAGAGAUCCACAGCGGAGAUGGGAGGCUCUGUCCAUAGGACCACUUUAAGCCAUACACUCGACAGAGUGGGGCUUUAUGGAAGAGUGGCCAGAAAAAAAGCCAUUGGUUAAGAAAACACAUUUGAAGUUUGCCCAACAGCAUGUGGCAGACUCACCAAGCACAUGGAAGACGAUUCUCUGGUCAAAUAGACUAAAAUUGAUCUUUUUGGCCAUCAUGGGAAAUGCCAUGUGUGGUGCAAACCCAACACCCUUGAAGCAUGGUGGUGGCAGCAUCAUGCUGUGGGGAUAUUUUUCAUCUGCAGGGCCAGGAAAGCUGGUCAGGACUGAAGGAAAGAUGGAUGGCGCUAAAUACAGGACAUUUUGGAGGAAAACCGGUUUGAGUCAGCCAGAUUUGAGAUUGGGACGAAGGUUCACAUUCCAGCAGGACAAUGACCCUAAACAUACUGCUAAAGCUACACUGGAGUGGUUUAAAGGGAAACAUUUAAAUGACUUGGAAUGGCCUAGUCAAAGCCCAGACCUCAAUCCAAUUGAGAAUCUGUGGCAUAACUUGAAGAUUGCUGUACACCAAUACAACCCAUCUAACUUGAGGAAUUGGAGCAGUUUUGCCUUGAGGAAUGGGCAAAAAUCCCAGUGGCUAGAUAUGCGAAGCUAAUAAAGGCAUACCCAAGAGACUUGCAGCUGUAAUUGCAGCAAAAUGUGGCUCUACAAAGUAUUGACUUCGGGGGUGGUGGUGAAUACCUAUGCACACUCCAGAUUUCUGUUUUUUCAUCUUGAUUAUUGUUUGUGUCACAAUAAAAAAAAUUUACCAUUAAAGUGGUAGGCAU